CAGUCUUGAAUUUGUCCCGCGGAUGCAUGUAGAGGAGAAGGUCUCUCGUUUGCAAGCAGUGCAGAAGUGUAGAGGACGGGAGGAGGUGCGCGCAGCGAGCAGAGAGUCCACAGAAGUGAACGUGGGGUGAAAAACAGAUUUUUUUCGGACAAGGAGACGAAAGUACGAGCUGUGAGUGUGAGCCAACACGACAGCAGCGAAGACUCGACCUUAAGUCAGUGUUCACGGUGCCCCUAGAAAGCUAAUCGGACGAGGUCGCGUGUGGGGUACACACCGUCUGCUCGUUAUUUCAGCAGGACGGCUCUGUACGUGGAUUCUCACUUCUCUCCACAUGAUGGACCAGCAGUGAUCCGGAAAAGAGGACGAGCCGCUCUGGACGUCAACAAGUCCACCGUGCAGUGAGAGAAUGGGUUGUUUUUACAUUGUGGAGGGGAGGGCUUUGCUGUAACACCGGCGGAUCAUGGCAGGGGUACACGCUUCAGAUGCUGUGUCGGGACAUUUUCUGGAUCCUGCCAUCAGCGCCCAGCCGGCCCAGGGCGCGACCAGUGUACCGGGAAUCACGGGCGAUGCGGCCGCGCUGACGCCGACCGGUACCCGGGCGUACUUGGAGGUGUCAGCCGCUGCCCAGGGCUACGGGGCCGAGGGAGUGUACACCAAUGGACGGUACAAGGAGCAAGGCAGUCCAAGGAUCGGGAGUGGCAGCCGUGAUAAUUCAGCGGAGAGAAUUCAGGGAGCUGGAAACCCACCUUGCGGCAUCAUGAAGGAUGGGUCCAAACAGAAGCAGGUGAGGAAGAAAACAGUGUCCUUCAGCUCAAUGCCAAGUGACCGCAAGAUCAACAGCACAGCUGCUUGCAUGGCCUUCAUGAUGGAGGGAUGUGAGAUGAAGAAGGUGCGCUCCAACUCCCGCAUGUACAACCGCUACUUCCUGCUGGAUCCAGACAUGCGCUGGCUUCGCUGGGAGCCAUCCAAAAAAGAUUCUGAGAAAGCAAAACUAGAGAUCAAGGGCAUCAAGGAGGUUCGUUUGGGAAAGAAAACUCCAGUUUUGCGUAGCAAUGGUCUCUCAGAUCAGUUCCCUGAUGAAUGUGCCUUCUCAAUCAUCUAUGGGGAUAACUAUGAGUCCUUAGAUUUGGUAGCCAGCACAGCUGAUGUUGUCAGCACCUGGGUAAUGGGCUUGAGAUAUCUGGUGUCUUAUGGAAGGCACACCGUCAACAUGGUGGAACCUAGCCAACCAAGCCUACGAACAUCAUGGAUUGGCUCUGUGUUUGAGCUAGCAGAUAUGGAAAAGGAGGGACACAUCGACCUGUUCAGGGCCACCCAGAUAAUCAAGGGACUUAAUCCUGGAAUGAAAGAGUCCAGGAUAGAGCUGAAGUUCAAGGAGCUCCAGAAGGCUAAAGACCAAUAUGGAGAGGCAAUUAAUUUGGACACCUUUGUAGAAGCCUACUGUGAGCUCUGCACAAGACCAGAAAUCUUUUUCCUAAUGGUGCAGUUUUCUAGUAACAAGGAGUACCUGGACAGUAAAGAUCUGAUGCUGUUUGUCGAGGUGGAGCAGGGUGUGGAAGGUGUGACAGAGGACAUGUGCAGGGAUAUUGUUCAGAAAUUUGAGCCAUCAGCCGAAGGCAGGGACAGAGGCUACCUCUCUAUUGAUGGCUUCACUCACUACCUCCUCUCCUCUGAAUGCCAUAUCUUUGACCCACAGCAUAAACGUGUGUGCCAGGAUAUGAAUCAGCCUCUGUCCCACUACUACAUUAACUCUUCACAUAACGCCUCCCUUCUGGAGGAUCAUUUCUGGGGCUCAUCAGACAUCAGCAGCUACAUCAGGGCUUUAAGGAUGGGAUGUCGCAGCAUCGAGGUCAUUGUAUGGGAUGGCCCUGAUAAUGAGCCAGUGGUGUAUGUAGGUAGUUCGGUAGCCUCACAUCUAGCUUUCUCCAAAGUUCUGGACAUAAUAAACCAAUAUGCUUUUGAGAGCUCUGAGUAUCCCCUGAUUCUGUGCUUAGUGACCCACUGUUGCAUCCCCCAGCAGAGGGUCAUGGCGCAGCACAUGAAGAAGAUUCUAGGGGACAAGUUGCACGUUGAACCCCCCAACAAAGAGGACAGCUACCUACCUUCUCCUGAGAAACUCAAGGGUAAAAUCCUCCUCAAGGGUAAGAGGCUACCGCCCAGCUGUACAGAUGCUGAGGGGGAUGUGACAGAUGAGGAGGAGGGUCUGGAAAUGUCCAGAAGAGUGGGUGCUGAUGAUAAGGACCACUUAAACGGCUUGGGCUACAAGAGACUAAGACUAUGCAGGGAACUCUCUGAUCUUGUAUCUCUGUGCAAGUCAGUCCAGUUCAGAGACUUUGAGCUCUCAAAGAGGGAACAAAAGUUCUGGGAGAUUUGCUCAUUCAAUGAGGUAGACGCAAACAGGUUUGCCAACGAGUUUCCCGAGGAGUUUGUCUGUUACAACAAGCGCUUUCUCUCCAGGGUAUAUCCCACACCUAUGAGGAUUGAUGCCAGCAACAUGAACCCCCAAGAUUUCUGGAAGUGCGGCUGCCAGAUUGUGGCCAUGAACUAUCAGACACCGGGCUUGAUGAUGGAUCUCAAUCUUGGCUGGUUCAGGCAGAAUGGCAACUGCGGAUAUGUUUUACGGCCAGCCAUCAUGAGGGAGGAGGUGUCCUACUUCAGUGCUAAUGCUCGGGACUCUCUACCAGGGGUGUCGGCCCAGCUACUUCACAUCAAGGUCAUCAGUGGGCAGAAUCUACCCAAACCUCGGGGUUCUGCUGCUAAGGGUGAUGUUGUGGAGCCCUACAUAUAUGUGGAAAUCCACGGCAUCCCGGCUGACUGUGCGGAGCAGAGAACCAAGACUGUGUCCCAGAAUGGGGACAACCCUAUUUUUGAUGAGAGUUUUGAAUUCCAGAUCAAUUUACCAGAACUUGCUGUUCUGCGCUUCGUGGUAUUGGAUGAUGACUACAUUGGAGACGAGUUCAUUGGCCAGUACACCAUUCCAUUUGAGUGCCUACAGCCAGGUUACCGACAUGUCCCCCUACAAUCUCUGACAGGGGAGUUUCUACCAAACACCACCCUGUUUGUCCAUGUAGCCAUCACCAACAGGCGGGGUGGAGGAAAGGCACAUAAGAGGGGCCUCUCUGUAAGGAAGGGUAGGAAGGCCCGGGAGUACACCACAACCAAGACUACAGGAAUCAAGGUAGUGGACGAGCUCUUUAGAGCAUCCACGCAGCCCCUCAGGGAGGCCACGGAUCUCAGAGAAAAUGUACAGAAUGCCAUGGUGUCCUUCAAGGAGCUGUGCGGCUUGACUCCAGCAGCCAACAUGAAGCAGUGCAUCCUGACUGUGUCGACGUGGCUGAUGAACAGCGAGCGGUCUCUAAGAGUGACGGUGGACUUGAGUGAGACUUACCCCUCCAUGGAAGCUCAGGGUCCUGUGCCUGAGCUGCUGCGCAAAGUGCUAAACGCCUAUGACAUGAUGAUCCAGACCACCAGAACCCUGAUUGAGUCAGCUGAUGUCGUCUACUCCAAGCUCACACAAGCACAACGAGCAGGUCUGGACUUCCAUGAGGAUCUGCAUCGCAUUGGAGCAAAGGAGGGUCUCAAAGGCCGCAAACUUCAGAAGUCCAUGGAGAGCUACGCUUGGAACAUCACCGUCCUUAAGGGCCAGGCGGAUCUGCUGAAGCAUGCUAAAAGCGAGGCUCUGGACACUCUGCGUCAGAUCCACUGUGCAGCUCAGUCCUGUGGCCUCAGUAAGAACGGAGCAGCUUCCCCCCAGCUCCAGCACCACUCUCAUCACCAGCCACAGCAGGCCCAGAGUCAGCAACAGCCUCAGGCCAAGGUCCAUCCACAGCCCCCGCCGCAGCAUCAGCCACAAUCCCAACCCCAAACCGUACCUCAGGCUCAUCUCCAUCCCCUUCCUCCCCAGCAGCAGCACCCGCAGCUACCAGCUCUCCCUCUGCUUCAAACUGUUUCCAAACCACCUGCCUAUCCUCAGCCCCCUCCCAUACCACAGCUGCAGUAUCAGUUCCAGAGCCAACAGCACCAGCAGAGGGCAGAGGGACCUCUGGGCACCAUCCCUGAGAAGGAGAUGGUCACUGAUGAUCCUGUGGCAUCCUGCUGACCCGCAGCCUGUGCCCACAGAGAAUCCUACCCAAAAAGAGACAGGGAGAGCCAGGUAGGGAGUGAGAAGAAGAGUGUGGAAGAAAAGCAGGAGGCAGGUUACAGAGGGCAGAUGGAAGAGAUGGCAGAGAGAGUCAAAGAGAUGAUGAUGGUGAGGAAGACCAGGCGUGUUAGGAGUGAGACACGAGUCUGAGAGGGAGGUUUGAAGACAGAGAGACAUCACACUUCAGUCACACUUUAAAACUGAAAAGAUGUGAUGUAAUCCUCAAUCUCUUCAGGGAAGUGUGCAUCUCUCUGCUUUCUCUCUUUUGAAAGGUAACAUCUGGAAAAAACUCUGGUGGUGUGAUCAGUCAUUUAGACAUCCCUGUCUCUCUCUGGGCGGUGCUAAUAACAGUACAUGCCCUCUCAUGAUGUACUCUAGCUCUGUGGGUACAGGCUUUACCUCACGUUUGGCAUUUUUUUGCCACACAUAUGCCUUUUCAUUUCCAGAGACUCCUCAGCAUGUCUUUGAGCUUUUAUUUUUUUAUGCUCACCCUCCUUCCCUUCCACUUUAGACAUACGGCUAAGUGCAGACUCACUCAUUUCAAAGAGGAGGAUGUCAUUUCAUUUCAAGCGCACUGAGAACAGGCUGUAGAAGUCACUGAUGACCAUUUCAGCACAAAACCAGGGAGCUGUGGAGUUUCAACUGAAAAACAUACUGCAGCUGUUGAUGCUCUUCUUGCAUCCAUCGAACCCUUGUACAUUUCCAGAAUCAUUCCUUACUCCUUUAAGUUUUUUUGGAAUCACUUUACUACCCCCACAGGGUCUUCUUGUCUCCUCCCCAGGGGCUGUGCGUGUGUGAUGUUAUGUGAGUUGUUGUUUUGGUCCCCAGGGCGGAGCUUGCCUGCGUCCGAAAGUGGCGGAGCUCACCAGCCAAUCACAAGUGGAAUAUUGACCCUGCCUGUCAGUGGUCAAGCAUCAACAGGGACACGUUACUGCUGUCAAUAAAUCACAAAUUAGAGUGAAUAUAGAUGUAAAGUGUAUGUAAAAUGUAUGAAAAGAACAUAUAUUGCUAUAAUAAUAACUCUUGCAGACACGGACAUUAAUGAUUGAUAUUAUGAUGAUUGUUGUUAGUUCUGUUGAUAUUCUUUUUUUAACAUUUCUUCCACAUAUUCAGUGAUUGGACACCUGCUGUGCGGUGGUGCAGAUCAGGAUAACCAGUGCAUGUGGGGCUGGAAACGAAGGAUUACGGGUUAGCACCACAGCACCAGGGUCAAACAAUAACCUGGGAUGUGUUUCACUGCAGAGUGAGUGUGGAUUCUGUAAGAGCUUCUUUAAGUGGCCCAUUAAAACUGGCUUCAUUGUU
Cheilinus undulatus (humphead wrasse) is the source of this 5443-nucleotide messenger RNA. Its product is annotated as inactive phospholipase C-like protein 2. Gene Ontology annotation, molecular function: phosphatidylinositol-4,5-bisphosphate phospholipase C activity. The record is from RefSeq and is a predicted model, not a curated record. The transcript is spliced from 6 exons. Gene Ontology annotation, biological process: lipid metabolic process; intracellular signal transduction. Bases 461 to 4099 code for a protein of 1212 amino acids. NCBI's taxonomy places the organism in Eukaryota, Metazoa, Chordata, Actinopteri, Labriformes, Labridae.